Acaulospora colombiana is the source of this 348-nucleotide messenger RNA. The record is from the annotation of a GenBank genome assembly. Lineage: Eukaryota; Fungi; Glomeromycota; Glomeromycetes; Diversisporales; Acaulosporaceae.
UGUAAAGGAGAAGCAAGGAGGGCUUGCCAGAGGUGGCAAUAACAAUAGUGGUGGUGGUCGCGGAAGGGGUGGCGGGCGAUCACGACGAGACGAAGAGAGAGAUAGGAACUUGGAAACGUUUGGCGAGCCCGGUGGUGUUGGUAUGAUGGGUCCUGGAGCUUAUGUUGGUGGUUAUGGUGGUUAUAGGGGCAAGCGCAGAAGGGGCGGACCGGGAGCGCGUGGCUCUCGGGGUGGUGCUCCCAAAGCUAUUGCCGUACGUGUGUUCUCUACGUCUGGCAAUCACGUUUCAUCUGACAAACUUGAAGCAGCACAGUGGAUAAAUCCACAUAGCGUCGGCCUAGAGGAUGG